AUGGCAAGCUUCGGCCCUUCAAACCCACUUAGGGGAUCUCGGGUAACACGAUCGUGGAAGCUCGUUGAGUCGGGCUUCCGUAAUGCUAGCAACACCAGGCGCUUCUCCGCGACAGCGAAUAAUUGCAAGCCUUCCAAUGUUGGAGGUGUAGGUCUUGCAGCAAAGGAUGCAUCCAUUGGGGAGCAAGCCCCGGAGCCCCUCACUAUCCAGGGCAUCAAGGCACGGCGUGCGAAGGCAGGAAAGCUGGUAGCUGGUACUGCAGCCUAUUCUGAUAGUGAUAUGUUCAAGUCGCCGCAUGCGUACCAAAACCCCAAGGCUCGGAGAUGGGACCACCUCCUAAGUGCAGAAUCUCGAGCUCGAAAGCCCUGCGUUUUGAAGCAAGCGGCCAAACAUCUGAAGAAGCCUGGGUUGGUCUCGCUUGGAGGCGGGUUGCCAUCCGCAGACCACUUCCCGUUCGACUCCAUGAGCUUACGCAUCCCUGUCCCACCGCACUUUUCGGAAGAAGCAACACACAGAGAAGGAAAGAUCACCACCAUUGGCAAGCGUGACGUUGUUGAAAAGGACAGCGUCUUUGAUCUGAGUAUAGGUCUGAACUAUGGACAGUCAAUCGGUUCUGCACAGGUGCUUCGCUGGGUCACUGAACACACAGAACUCUGUCAUCGACCACCUUAUGCGGAUUGGCGUUGUGCCUUGACGAUAGGCAGUACAGGAAGUCUGGAAGCUGCCUAUAGGAUGUUUUGCGACCGUGCUCGAGGCGACAGCAUCCUAACCGAGGAGUACAGUUUCAGCACAGCGCUCGAGACCGCCGAACCUCUAGGCAUCAAGGUCUUUGGGAUCAAGAUGGACGAGCAAGGGUUAUUGCCGGAGAGUAUGGAUGACAUUCUCCGAACAUGGGAUGAAAGUGAACGUGGCGCCAAGAAACCCACCGUGUUAUAUACCGUGCCUUCUGGCCAGAACCCGACAGGUGCUACGCAAGGGGAGCGACGGAGAAAGGACAUAUAUGACGUUUGCCGGAAGCAUGACGUGUUCAUCCUAGAGGAUGAGCCAUACUAUUUCCUACAAAUGCAACCCUAUGCCGGUCAGGACAGUCCAGACGUGCCGCCACCAGCCAAUGUGGAGGAAUUCCUUAACGGGCUGAUUCCAAGUCUACUGAGUAUAGAUGUGGAUGGGCGAGUCAUGCGCCAUGAUUCGUUUAGCAAAGUUGUGGUACCUGGUUCACGCAUGGGCUGGGUCACAGCCAGCGAGCAAGUGAUUGAGAGAUACAUCAGACAUGCUGAGUGCUGCAGUCAGGGCCCGUCCGGAUUCAGCCAGCUUGCCAUGUACAAGCUCCUGGAUGAAGAAUGGGGACACGAGGGCUAUCUACAGUGGAUGAUGGAUUUGCGACUACAGUACACCAAACGGCGGGAUGCAAUCUUGCAUGCUUGCGAAAAGUUCUUGCCCGCGGAGGUCGUGAGCUGGACUCCGCCUGCGGCAGGAAUGUUUCUCUGGCUUAAGGUCGAUGAGUCUCGCCACCCCGAGGUGGGAAGUAAGAGCUUAAUGGAUAUUGAGGAGGAGAUCUUCGAUUUGUGUAUUGACAAGGGUGUUCUGGCGUGCCGAGGUUCAUGGUUCCGCGCUGAACAUGACAAGCCAUUGCCUUCACUCUUCUUCAGGACCACCUUUGCAUCCGCAUCGGAGGAGCAGAUGGCCGUGGCAAUUGAGCGAUUUGGCUCUGCCAUCCGAGAAAGUUUCAAGCUAGAUUGA
Messenger RNA from Neoarthrinium moseri, 1740 nucleotides. RefSeq lists its product as uncharacterized. NCBI's taxonomy places the organism in Eukaryota, Fungi, Ascomycota, Sordariomycetes, Amphisphaeriales, Apiosporaceae. The coding region runs from base 1 to 1740 and encodes 579 amino acids. The record is from RefSeq and is a predicted model, not a curated record. The transcript has 4 exons. Gene Ontology annotation, biological process: L-tyrosine biosynthetic process; aromatic amino acid catabolic process. Gene Ontology annotation, molecular function: L-2-aminoadipate:2-oxoglutarate transaminase activity; pyridoxal phosphate binding; aromatic-amino-acid:2-oxoglutarate transaminase activity.